AUAGUAAUCACAAACACGAAGAGACUCGGCAGGGCGAAACUGUCGCAAAUGUUCGCUAGCAGACGACACUAGGCCGAUUAGCGGGACUGUCUCUUGCCAACUGCCAACGGAAAGGACAGCGAUUCUGAAACUAGUUUCAGUAAUACACCCUGCGUGUUUAGCAGAGUCUGUAGAGAAUAUAUAUAUAUAGUUUUAUUUUGGAGACGACGAUGUCUGCCUUCGUAGAUGAGGCAUUUGUUGGUGUAGGACAGGAAGUAGGUCUGGUCAUAUGGAGAAUCGAGAAAUUGAAGGUUGUGGUCCAAGACAAAAGCACACACGGAGAAUUCUUCUCAGGCGAUUCAUAUAUUGUCCUAAAUACGAAAAAGGCACCAAGAUCCAGUAAGUUAGAAUGGGAUGUUCAUUUCUGGCUUGGAUCAAGUACAUCCCAGGACGAGAAGGGUGUUGCGGCGUACAAGACAGUUGAACUAGACGAUUAUUUAGGAGGAGCACCAGUCCAACAUAGAGAGGUACAAGAACAUGAAUCAAAACUAUUUCAGUCAUAUUUCAAGUGUAUCAAAUAUUUAGAAGGCGGGGUAGACUCGGGCUUUAAGAAGGUGGAGAGAGACAAAUACGAAACUCGACUCCUUCAUGUGAAGGGCAAACGAAACAUACGAGUUAAACAGGUAAAGUGUCACUACACCUCGCUGAAUCAAGGGGAUGUGUUUGUGUUGGACGCUGGUCUCCAGAUCUUCGUGUGGUGCGGUCCGGCAAGCAGCAAGUGGGAACAGGUUAAGGGUGGUGAGGUGGCGAGAAGCAUCAAUGAUGAAGAACGAGGAGGUCGGGCUACUGUGACGACAAUCGAUACCAAGUGGGAUUCGGACAGAAAGUUUUUCCAGGCUCUGGGUUCAGAGGGGCAGAUUGCCGCAGCAGACGUUGGUGGUGACGACAGAGAGUUUGAAAGAAUCUCACAGGAGCAGGUCAAACUGUUCAGGGUAUCAGACGACUCCGGUGUAUUAGAAGUUAACGAAGUUUCUGGGAAACCCUUAAACCGUGAACAUUUGGAAUCCGAGGACUGCUUCAUCCUCGAUUCCGGACCGAGUGGUAUUUACGUCUGGGUCGGCAAGAAAUGCACAAAGAACGAGAAAAAAUCAGCCUGGCAAAAUGCAAUCGAUUUCUUAUCACUGAGAGGUUACCCGGAGUGGACCCCAGUGACGUCACUAGUGGAGGGUGCAGAAACCCCCCUGUUCAAGCAGUAUUUCUCCUCCUGGGUCAAUCCCAACGCUCAGGUCGGGCUUGGGACGCCGGUCAAAACCGAGCGAGUUGCAAAGUACAGCGAUGAAAAGUUCGACGCAAAUGAGUUACACAGGAGAACGAACAUCAAGAAAGAAAACUUGCCUGAUGAUGGAAAUGGAGAAAAGAGGAUCUGGCGGAUCGAGGACAGGGACAUGAUUCCUGUUAAACAGGAUUCCUAUGGGAUCUUCUAUGGCGGCGACUGUUACAUCAUCCAGUACACGUACAUGGUCAACAACAAAGAACAUUACAUUGUCUACUAUUGGCAGGGAACAAAGAGCACUACAGAUGAGAUAGCGGCGUCCGCCAUACUCGCACAGAGACUGGACGACCACGUCUUACACGGAAUGGCCACACAGAUUCGUGUGACUCAGGGGAGAGAACCAGAACAUUUUCUACGGAUGUUUCAAGGAACUAUGGUUAUCCUGAUGGGCGGUAUUAACAACAAAAUCAUAGAAUCAGACAGCAAACUGUAUCACAUUCGUGGCACAAAUGCCGUCAAUACAAGGGCUAUAGAGGUACCUGCUAGGGCGGCCUCCCUUAAUUCAAAUGACGUGUUUGUUGUGGACAGUAGCGAAGGUGUUUUUUUCUGGAUCGGCAAGGGAGCAAGUGAUGAAGAAAAGCGAGUUGCACGAAACCUACAAGAGAUUCUCUGCCCAGACAAGCCGGCAACUGAGAUAUAUGAAGGGACGGAACCAACGCAGUUCUGGGCGGUGUUGGGUGGCCAAGAACCAUAUGCCACAGGAAAGAGACUUGAGGUUGAAGAAAAUGACAUGCCAUCGCGCCUGUUCCAGUGUUCGAAUGCUUCCGGUAGAUUCUUGGUGGAAGAAAUUGUUGAUUUUAGUCAAGAGGAUCUUGUUGAAGAUGACGUCAUGCUGUUAGACACUUUCGAUGAGAUAUUUGUAUGGGUAGGAAAGGGUGCAAAUGAAAUAGAAAAGAAAGAAAGUUUAACGACUGCAAUGGAAUACCUGAAGACGGACCCCGCAGGACGUUCAGUCGACACAACGUUAAUAAUGCAAGUGAAACAAGGAUUCGAACCCCCAAACUUUACCGGACACUUCCAUGCAUGGGAUCCUGAGAGGUGGAGUCAUGGCAAGUCAUAUGAGGAGAUCAAGAAGGAACACGCCGAUGAGAAUGUUGGUGUUACAAGUGUUCAAGAGGAACUUUCGUAUUACAACAAAACCUACAGCUAUGAAGAACUGCGCCAGAAGCUACCACCAAAGGGCGUCGACGCAACUUGCAAGGAGAAGUACCUGAGCGAUGAAGAGUUUGAGAAAGUAUUCAACAUGACAAAAUCAGAGUUUUACAAAAAACCGAAAUGGAAGCAGAUACAGAUGCGGAAGAAAACCGGAUUGUUUUAAAAACUGGAUUCUUUGAUGGAACGGAUUAUGAUUAUUUUCCAAAAAUAUAUAACUCACAUUGGAAAAAACCCAGAUUGAAUGUAUUGACCACGUUCUGAUUGAAAUCACUUGACGUCUGGCCACUUGUAAUAAACUGCCAUUAAUGCGAAACACCGUUGAACACUGCCAGUCUGGAGCCUAUUACGUAUUUGUAGCAUCAUCAGCGUUUUACAUUGACGUAUGAAAAAAUAUAACCAGGCGCGUGUGCAUGGAAUUUUACGGGGGGGGGGGGGGCAAGGGGGGCAGGGAGUAGACUGUGACGAGCGAAGGCUUUUCAAAGGGUUGGGUCAUGUUCCCUAGAAAAAUACAUUAAAAAAAGAAAAUGUCCUUGGAACAGGCGGUCGACUCCCAAUCCACCCACCCCUGAAAAGCGCCUGAUAUCAUGUUUAAUAACUACCAAAGUGGCGAACAAAGAAAUUUAUGCAUUCGAAUUUAGACCAGAGUUGUUGGAAAUAAAAUAAGUAUAUAAAUAAUUGUGGCUUUGGGCACCAUGAAAGAUUAUAUUAGAAACCUGAAACCAAAGGGCACGUAAACCGGUAAAACUCCAGAACCAAUAGCUAAGUGUUUUCAUGCUUAUGUCCAAUUAAGGUUCAAGCGCGCUGUCCUGGGCACACACACCUCAGCUAUCUGGGCUGUCUGUCCAGGACAGAGGGUUAGUUGUUAUAGUGGUUUGUGAAAUAGAAGAAAGUGUAAUGGUCUUACACCUACGCAUUGAGUCGUUAAAACUCACUUUGGGUGGGAGCGCCUAUCUGGGCUGCGAACCCAGUACCUACCAGCCUUAUGUCAGAUGGCUUAACCACGACACCACCGAGGUCGGUUGCCAAGUUUCUUGUAACUCUGUCUCUAUAUUGAGACAUAAUAGCAUGUGGACUCAUCCUUUCUUGUAACUCUGUCCCUAUAUUGAGACAUAAUAACGUGGACUCAUCCUUGCCAGAAUCAACAACGAGAUGAUCAUAUUUAAAAGCUAUAAUCAUCUACUAAAGCUACAUGUCAAAUAGACUACAGUAUGCUUGAUAACAAAAUAUAAAAAUAAUUAUUACAUAAUACGGAAGCCUAUAAGGGACAUGAUUUGAUAAAAAUAUAAAAAUAAUUCUUACAUAAUACGGAAGGAUAUAAGGGACAUAAUUUAUUAAAAUAUAUAAGCUCUUUUUAACUCGCUUCCAUAUCAAAUUAUGCAGCUUUUUGGUCAUUUUGUUCCAUUGCUUCAAGAGUUUGUAUGUUUUAAUGUUUUUAUUUAUCCUUUAUGUGUUAUGUAUAUAUUGCGUACGUUCAUUUUGUAUAUUGUAAUUACUAAUAGUCUCUCAUAAUACCUGUAAGGAAUGCCUUAUAUACUUUUAUAUUGUAUUUUAAAUUACAUUUUACUAUUGUGUGCAUAAAGUGAGAAAUAAAAUACUAGUAUCAGUCUCUCUCCCCCUCCCCCUCCCCCCCCCCCCCCCCCCCUCUCCUCUCUCUCUCUCUCUCUCUCUCUCUCUCUCUCUCUCUCUCUCUCUCUCUCUCUCUCUCUCUCUCUCUGUAUGAAUGAUUAGUAAGCUGUUUUUAUUUGUGUUGUUCACUUUCUCAAUAUAUUAUUGUGAUGGUAAAAGAAACUACACGUAUGUCAGCUCAUCCCAACGAAGAUUUUUAUAAAUCAAAAAGACAUUGCGUUUGUCCAAACUUUUAACCAUUUCCAUCUUUGUAAACUGCAGCUGUAACAGUACAUAAUCUCACUGCAAAAUCUAAUUGUCUGUCGUUUUUGUGUGUGAGUGGCUAUCAGUCUCUCUGUCUGUCUGUCUGUCUGUCUGUUUGUUGCAUAUGCAUCAUUGACAGAUUUUAAGUUAUUGUUAAUAACAUGCCCUGGGUUGAGAGAACAAAGGCUCCUGUCCACGUAAGAUUCAGGGCCCCGUUUUACGAAGCGAUCUUAACGCUAAGAUUACCGUAAGUACAUACAAUAGCUAUGUAUUUAAGGUGGUCUUAGCGCUAAAAUUGCUUUGUAAAACGGGACCCUGGUCCGUUUGUUUACAGCUCGUGUUCAGAGGUGCCGAAAAUCUUACCAGUCUAAUUUGCUAAUAUAUCUUCUAUUUGAUUAUAAUGGCAUGAUGUAACCACGAGUAGAAAAUGAACACGUAUAAGAGUUUAAUUUGUACGGAAGCGUAUUCAUGCUAUUAACUUCUGUUACGUAGAAACGUUCUUCUAUUUUUCAUUUUGCACUAAUGUGACUCCGUGGUUUGGAAUUAAACGGCUUACUAAUGUGUGUAAUGAUCAAAUCAAGUAGUUUUUAUCUCUCAUUCCCUCUCUCUUUCUUUCUCUCAUUCUCUCUAUCUAUCUCUCUCUCUCUCUCUCUCUCUCUCUCUCUCUCUCUCUCUCUCUCUCUCUCUCUCUCUCUCUCUCUCUCUCUCUCUCUCUCUCUCUCUCUAUCUCGCUCAUACACAUCCUCACUCAAUUCACUUCACUUUCACCUUUUUCAGGACGAGUGCAAAUACACGUUAUACAUUAUACCAGUACCAAUGAGAUUGUGUUUUAUCUUCUGUGUUUUUGUGUAUGGCUACAUAAUAUUCACUUCAUAUGAACUUGUAUAUCCAACUUAAUUACUAAUUCAAUUAAAAUGUUAGUUAACUUA
This is a messenger RNA of Gigantopelta aegis, 5265 nucleotides long. RefSeq names its product advillin-like. Lineage: Eukaryota; Metazoa; Mollusca; Gastropoda; Neomphalida; Peltospiridae. The record is from RefSeq and is a predicted model, not a curated record. Gene Ontology annotation, cellular component: cytoplasm; actin cytoskeleton. Gene Ontology annotation, biological process: barbed-end actin filament capping; actin polymerization or depolymerization; cytoskeleton organization. Bases 210 to 2630 code for a protein of 806 amino acids. Gene Ontology annotation, molecular function: actin filament binding; phosphatidylinositol-4,5-bisphosphate binding. The transcript is spliced from 27 exons.